GCGGCGGGUGCUGUGUACAAAUCUCAUUGUUUUUUUUUUUGUUGGUGUAUUGUGUUGUUGCUGUGGAUGUUCUAUUGAAAAAAAGUGCAGCAAUUUGUGUAUUAAAAAUAGCAACAAGGCAAUAAAUAAGUGUACUAUUUAAUGUAAUUUGUAUGCCAGGUUCAAAAUAUUGUAAAAGGAAUCAAGCAGAAAGAAGCACGACAACAAUAGUCAAGUGUCAGCUGGAGCAACAGCAGCAGAAGCAGCAGCAGUAGCGGUUAUCUGGACAUGAACAAGGCCGGCAAGCACAUUCAAAGUGGCGCCACCACAGCCAUCGGUGGCGGCAACUCCUCGCUGGCCAAUGCCACUGCCUUGCUUGGCUCCCCACCGCCAAUUACAAAUGCAACGGCCGCUGGAGCCGCAGCUGGAGCAGUGCUCAAUGGCACUGCGAGCAGUCCCAUGAAUGUGUUCAACUCCAUCAUGAGCUUUUUGCCGGACAAUCGACCCAUCACCUCGCUGCACAUUGUCGAGGACUUUGAGCGCUGCCCGAAGAACUUCAAUGCCAUACAUCGGACUUAUGAUCAGGACGCCGAUGCAGAUCUGUGGCGUGAUUACAACAUUCUCUUUGGCCGCCAGACCACGCGCUAUCUCUGCCUAUCAAAGUCCGAGGGACUGCCCGACUACGUUGUGGAGACGCUAAAAGUCAUUGCCGAGAAAGUGCCGCCGCCCAAGGAGUUCUCGCUGUUGUCGCGCACUGCGGACAGUGAUCAGAAGGCGUGGCGCAAGCGGCAAAUCGCCUACAAGUUGUCGAAACGCGGCACAGUCACGCAUGCGGUCACCGAUGUAAUACUCUGCUCCAAGCUGAAGAUAGCGCCCGAUGGCUUUAAGCUCGCUGGCGACAUAAAUGGCGUUUUGAUCUGCUACAAAACCGGUGCGAUUCCAGUGCGUCUGCCACCGCCGGUGCCACUUUCUGCUCUCGGUGUUGCAAGCGGCAACAGCUGUGAGGUGGAACAGGCUCUCAAUCGUCUCAAUUUACACGGCCAACGUAAUUCACGCGGACCGCUGCCACAGGUGCCUGCAACAGCCGAGCACCAUGACUACGAAGAGAUACAGGCGCACUUUCAAAUCAAUUCGCCACAGCGACCAGCGCCACCGCGUCCAGCAACAGCAGCUGCAGGUGGAGGACGAAAUGGCAACUAUGGCGGGACUGGCACGCUGGGCACCUAUACAGAACUGGAAGGCGUGCCAUUCACCAUGCAUGCCAUGCUACAGCGCAGCCAGCCAAUGACUGAUUUGCCCACAUUGCCUGAAAUUUCCACGCUGCUGAAGACGUUGGACUAUGACUUCCAACUGGAGCGUCAGAUCUUGUGCACCAUGAAAUCAUCGGCCUCCAAGAAUCCAUUCUUUAAGUAGUCGCCCACCCACGCCCUUCCCAUGUAGCAUUCGUAGCAUUAUGCGGAGUGCUAAGCAAUAAUCUAAAUAUUUCAAAUUACGUUUAAUUAGCGUUAACUAAUCGAAAUGUACUUAUCGGUGUGUGUGAAUGAAUAACAUGAAUAACACACUGCCAAGCAGCAGCACGUUUCAUUCAUUUGUCAGCUCAGUUCGAUUCGUUUUCGAAUUCAUAUUCAGAUUGAAAUUGAAAUUUAGUUUUACAUGCAAAAUAUAAUAUAUCUAUGUAUGUUCUUCAAAGACCUCAGCCCAGAUGUGUGUGUGUGCGUGUAUAGAUUCCUGUGCCUUUGAAUAAUAUGUAUCUACUGAUUUUGAUUACUUAAACACACAAAAUAUGUAUAGUAUAUUAUAUUUACCAUACAUAUGUAUGUACGUAUAUGCAUUCAGUUAUCUCUGAAUCAUUUAUAAUAUAUAUAUUUAUACAUACGUACACAUAAUUGAUACAAAUACAAAUGAAUUACCCAGCAUUGUGAUCGUGAACGAAAUGUUUGUCAUUAUUAUUUUUAAUUUUUUCAAUUGAAUGUCGUACACACAUCAAUAAAUAAAUCAAUUGAAAUUCCCCAAUUUCCCCAAGCUAUCUAUCUACACAUACUAUAUAUAUAUAUGUAUACACCCCACUCUCACUCAAUGUUUAAAGAGUAAAAUAAUAUAUAUAUAUAUAUACAUAUAUUACGCAAAAUGAAUGCGAAACAUAGUUUUUAGUUACUUAGUCUAAUGUUAAUGCGCUGAACAAGUCAAGCGAAAGCCAGCGAAAGUAUUUCAAUAAACAAUAAACCGAAAUAUACAAACACUGAUAUAGACAUACACAUAUACAUACAAAUACAAAUACAUAUACAUUUACAAAUUCAUAUAUACACAUAUACUUACACAUGUAGGGCACGCCAGUUGGUAUUUCAAAUAUUAUAUGGUAGUUCUAGAGACCCGUAGACUGUACAACUAUGUUAAACAAAUCAUUGGUUCUUCCCCAUCUCCCCCUCUCUUAUUCACCCCACAACAAAUAAUUGCAAAUGUUAUGCAGAUGUUCGAAAUAAAAUUAUAUAUAUAUAUAUACAUACAUAACUACAGAUUGUUUAUAUAUAUUAUAUUGUAUUAUGCACUCUGUGAACUUCGUAUAGCGUCUUUCAGAUGUUAUCGCCGCUGUUGCUGUCUCCUUUCUCAGGCCAUCUCUCUCGUUCUCGUUUCUUAUCUGCAUCAAGCCAUGGUUUUUGUAUAUAUAAUAUAUAUUAUUUAUUGCAAUUAGUUCAGCGCCUUUUUUUAUACUAACCAAUCUGUAUUUUAUGAUAUAGUUAAUUUUCGAAAAUAUUUAAGUGUAAACCU
Drosophila sulfurigaster albostrigata is the source of this 2745-nucleotide messenger RNA. RefSeq names its product multivesicular body subunit 12A (gene Mvb12). NCBI's taxonomy places the organism in Eukaryota, Metazoa, Arthropoda, Insecta, Diptera, Drosophilidae. Gene Ontology annotation, cellular component: cytosol; ESCRT I complex. The record is from RefSeq and is a predicted model, not a curated record. Gene Ontology annotation, biological process: endosome to lysosome transport via multivesicular body sorting pathway; virus maturation; viral budding. The transcript is spliced from 6 exons. Bases 268 to 1392 code for a protein of 374 amino acids.